Molecule: messenger RNA, 696 nt
Organism: Xiphias gladius (swordfish)
Lineage: Eukaryota; Metazoa; Chordata; Actinopteri; Istiophoriformes; Xiphiidae
Gene: cldn10a
Product: claudin 10a
Exons: 5
Coding region: 1-696 (231 amino acids)
Biological process (GO): cell adhesion; bicellular tight junction assembly
Cellular component (GO): bicellular tight junction; plasma membrane
Molecular function (GO): structural molecule activity
Source: RefSeq, a predicted model, not a curated record
AUGGGCAACAUGGCAACAGAGAUCAUUGCCUUUCUCUUGACCCUUUCUGGGUGGAUCCUGGUGUCGUCCACCCUGCCGACAGACUAUUGGAAGGUGUCCUCUGUGGAUGGGACGGUCAUCACCACAGCCACCUUCUGGUCCAACCUGUGGAAAACCUGUGUGACAGAUUCCACUGGUGUGUCAAACUGCAAGGACUUUCCCUCAAUGCUGGCUCUGGAUGCCUAUAUCCAGGUGUGUCGGGGUCUGAUGAUUGCUUCUGUGUGUCUGGGUUUCUUUGGUGCCAUUCUCGCUCUAGUGGGAAUGAAGUGCACGAAAAUAGGAGGUUCAGAGACCACCAAAGCUCGCCUGACCACCCUCUCAGGCUUCCACUUCAUCCUCAGUGGCCUGUGCUGCAUGACCGCCUGCUCCAUAUAUGCUCACAGGAUCACGAGUGACUUCUUUGAUCCUUUCUUUGUUGCUCAGAAGUUUGAGCUGGGAGCAGCUCUCUUCAUCGGCUGGGCUGGAUCUGUGCUGUGUAUCCUGGGAGGACUUAUCUUCUGUCUCUCCCUGUCAGAAGGCUUUAAUAUUAGGCAAUACUCCUACACUGGAGCUGCAACAUUUGUGACAGCACGCAACAAACACAGCAGGACAACCAACAGCGUCCACAAGGAAACAGGGGAGCCAUCAAGGCAGUUUGGAAGGAAUGCCUAUGUUUGA